Molecule: messenger RNA, 3570 nt
Organism: Podospora bellae-mahoneyi
Lineage: Eukaryota; Fungi; Ascomycota; Sordariomycetes; Sordariales; Podosporaceae
Exons: 4
Coding region: 1-3570 (1189 amino acids)
Source: RefSeq, a predicted model, not a curated record
AUGGCCGUGGGCGGUACUGUCCAAUCGCUGGAUUUUACCUCCCAAGAUAAGGACUACCCGGUACCACAGCUUAAUCUUGGAUGGGUCAGCAUCGACGCUUCGUACAACUGGGCCAAAGGGCAAACAUCUCCUCUCAGCGUCAAGGCCUCCUUUCUCGCCGAGCUCAGGUCGUCCAAGAACGCUACACACAAGGAGCCUGCCGCGCUCGAUAGUGGCAAGUGGACUUUGAGCGCUGACCUGGAAGGACUAUAUCUCUCCUCCCUCUACAACUUCUUUUUCCAGAAGCCAUCGAACGCCGACCCCGAUGCAACUGGAGAAGCAGAUUACGUUCUUCCGCUCAUCGAGGCCAUCAAGAUUGAAAGCAUGAAGCUCACCUACGUCUAUGGUAAGACGCCUGCUUCGGGAGACCAAGUUGUUGGCAGCUCAUUCACCUUUGACGGAAUUUUGAAUGUCUCUGAUUUGCAGCCCAAACUUCAUUUCUCGCAUGAGAAGAAGGCCUUUGAGUUCCGAGCAAUGUUGCAUGCCGGAUCGACGACAACCGUUGGGAAGAUCAUCGAAGAUCUCGUCGGAGAUGGCAUCGACGUCCCAGAGUUCUUCAAAAGACCAUUCCACUUUGUGGCCAAGCUCACGGUGAAUUUCCCCAGAGAUGUCCAAAUCACGUUGACCUUCGCCCAGUGGCAUGGUAGCAACUGGUCUGCUUCAGAACCGUCCAAGAAGCUGAUCAAGACCGCUCUGACCGGCAUCCCCCAUGUGUCCAUCCCUCUUGUUGGCGAUAUCACGCAGCCAUUUGACGAGAUGUACUUCAUGCAUGUGAUCGACGGUACCAAGAAGAAGUCACCCCAGCAACUUCCCGGCAUAACUCGCAAGGAGAAGGAUGAUCUCAACCUGGAUGAAGCAUUCAAGGCUCAUCCUCUCGUUGUCAAGGACAAAUCCAAGGAUACCAGCGAUGAUGUAGUGGUCAUCACUGCAGGCGUGCACCUCGCGAUUGUCAUCAAGAACGAGAGAGGCGAGAGAGUCUGUAUCCUCGACUACAACUACAAGAAGCAAAAGACUGUCGGAGAUGGAAAGGAGAACACCAAAAAGCGAACCAUCCCGGCGGGGGGAAAAAGCAAGGAACCUGCAAAGAAGGACUCGGACGGCAGCGCGGCCUCGGCGCCUCUGAAGAAGAAGAUGAGCGGCCUAUCCAUCAGCGAUAUCGGUCUCAAAUACGAGAACAAGAUUUUCAGCAUCUCUUUUACCGCCACCAUGGAACUCGGCCCCGUGGGCUUCAGCCUCAUCGGGUUCGCUCUUAACAUGGAGCUAACAAGCCUCAACCUGAGCGAUAUCAGGAUGCUGCCUCCUAGCCUGGAAGGCUUCUCAGUCGUUUUCGAGCGCAAGCCCCUUUCCAUUGCCGGCAUCAUCCGCCAUGGAAAGACUCCCGAACUUGAGUACUACGCCGGUGGACUCAUCGUCGGAUGGACGCCCUACCAACUCGAGGCAGCAGGCUUCUAUGGCAAAGUCAAGCCCGAGGGACGAGACCCAUUCGUCUCCGUCUUCGUUUUUGCAAAGCUUGCGGGACCGCUUGUCUCGCUUGAAUUCGCAGAGAUCUCUGGCGUGACGCGAGGGUUUGGAUACAGUUCCAGCGUCCGCGUGCCCACAGCCGAUCAGAUUACCUCGUUUCCCUUCAUUGAUCAGCAUGCCACGGAUAAUGCCGGCGAUGCACUGCAAGCGCUCCAGAAGCUGACCAGCGCGGGACAGGAUGCGUGGUUCCAGCCUGUGCCGGAUACGUAUUGGGCAGCAGCGGGCAUGAAGAUUGAUGCCUUCCAGAUGAUCGCGCUCGACGCUGUUGUCGUUGUACAGUUCGGCACUUCUAUUAAGCUGGGCAUAUUUGGUGUUGCAUUAGUCGAUGUUCCUAGCAGCCUGUCAGACUUCAAGUUUGCCCAUGUUGAGCUCGGCAUCGCUGCUGUCGUCGAUUUCGACAUUGGUAUCAUGAAAGUGGAGGCGCAGCUCUCCCCCAAAUCCUACAGCCUUCAUCCAAGCUGUAAGUUGACGAGUGGCUUUGCCCUUUGGUACUGGUUUGACGCCCCCCACACUGAUCAGGCCAAUGUGGGCAACUUUGUCUUCUCCCUUGGGGGUUAUCACCAGGCUUUCAAAGUUCCAGUCGGAUGGCCUGUCCCAGAUCGCCUCAAAAUCAGCUGGGGUCUGGGCAACAACCUGUCCAUCUCGGGAAAAGCCUUCUUUGCCAUCACACCCAAAGUUUGCAUGCGAGGCGGCAGACUUCGAGCUUCCUACUCCGCCGGGCCCAUAGCAGCUUGGUUCGACGCUUUUGCCAAUUUCCUGAUCCAAUACCAGCCUUUCCACUUUGCAUCAGAAGCAGGCAUUUGCAUCGGCGCAAGCUUCAACCUGGACAUCAGGUUCAUUCACAUCCACAUCUCGGUCGAAGUGUCUGCAGAUCUAUACCUCUGGGGCCCCCCCUUGGCGGGCAUCGUCUCUGUCAACAUCAAAGUAGCCAGAUUCAACAUCCACUUCGGCGAUGACAACAACGGCCCCGGUGCACUGCAGCUCGGCCAGUUCUUUGAUCUUGUCUGGCAGGCUUCUAGCAAGAAGAAGGCAGCAACCACCACCACCCCCAUGGCGGUCGCAACACCCAUCAUUCCAAUCAUGGAACCGGAUCAAGCAGCCAGGUUCAAAAGGAUGUCUGACAACGUUGGACAUACCUUCCUGGGGCGGUUCGGCCUCAUGAACGAUACCUCUGAUCCCAAGCGCGAGCAGAACGCGGAGUGGGUAGUGAGGGGCGGCACAUUCAGCUUUUCCAUCGGUUGCAAGAUGAUGGUUGACGAUGUGAAGCUUGUAGGCAACAACAAAGAAGACAUCAACUCCAAGGCCUCCGGAGCAGGCAGCAUAUACGCCAAACCGAUGAAGACCGAUUCCUCCCUUGCCUCGCACAUGACUGUGCGGAUCACCCAGACCCAGGGGAAGCAGGUAUGGGGAAUGAUUCAGGAGUACAAGACUGUUCCUACUGGUUUGUGGCAAAAGUACGACUCAUCAAAAGACCCCUUGAACGGAAAGGGAAAUAACAAUAUUGACGACUAUCUCAACGACAAAGACGGAGGGAUGAAGCUAAUGAGCGGCAUCUUGUUUUCUGCUCCUCCACCCAAGAUGUCGGAUGAUAAGCUCAAGGUGUUUGACAUCAUCGACUCGACGCUCAUGGAGAUUGAGUCUGAUAGGCAGUUCCCUCUUCCAACAGACUGCCAUAAAGACUGGGAUCCUCACCCGCCAAGGAAUGAGGAGGACGAUGAUGAGUGGACGGUUGUGCAGAAGAGGUGGAAGACACCUCUGUGGAACACGGAUAAUGAGCCUAAGCACAGUGCUGUUUCCCUUGCAGUCGAUUCGAACCCAGAGGCUGCUGCUCAGCCGAUUGUUCAAGAGGAACCCAAGACGCGAGACGUAGAGACUGAUUUUGUUUCUGCUUUUGUCAAUGCUUUUAAUUGGGAUGCUGGCUUGAAGUUACCUAGCCUGGCCAAGAUGCCUCGGAAGCUGGAAAAGAGGUUUGGAGAUUUGUUUGUCGUUCCACCGAUGAUGACUGCUUAG